Dermatophagoides farinae (American house dust mite) is the source of this 2375-nucleotide messenger RNA. RefSeq lists its product as uncharacterized. Gene Ontology annotation, molecular function: DNA endonuclease activity. Gene Ontology annotation, biological process: resolution of meiotic recombination intermediates; double-strand break repair via homologous recombination. The record is from RefSeq and is a predicted model, not a curated record. Gene Ontology annotation, cellular component: cytoplasm; nucleoplasm. NCBI's taxonomy places the organism in Eukaryota, Metazoa, Arthropoda, Arachnida, Sarcoptiformes, Pyroglyphidae.
GCAUGCGAUGAAUUAUCUCAUCAGAAAGAAAGAAACAAAAAUCAAUCAUCAUCAUCAUCAACAUCAAUGAAUAAUGUAUUCAUAAAGGACGUGUCAAAAUGAAUGGACCGUUGUUUGUCGCAGGCAUUUGAAUUCGAAUUUACUCAUAUGAUGCAGUGUCGAAAAGAUUUUUGAGCCCGCCAAUUUAUCGAUAAAUCAAUCAUGUCAUCAGAUAUUGAUCAAUCAAUGCAAAUAAUGGAGAUUGUUCAAUCGAUCAAUCAGGCCAUUUCGACAGCUAACUUAGCACAAUUUAAAUCGAUCAUUGAACCAUUGGGCAAUGAUAUCAAUCAAUACAUUAUUGUGGAUGAUGAAUCAGAUACACAGAUGAAUAUAUUGCAUAUAAUAGCAUCACGUGAAUACCAUCCAAUGGCUAUCGAUAAUGAUAAUUAUCGAUCGGAUGUAUUUCAUAAAUUUAUCGAUAUAAUUCACCAAUAUGAUCAAUUCGAUGUUGAUUAUCGUGCAUCGAUUGAUGGACAAUACAAUAUGACCGCCGCACAUAUUGCUAUCCAAUGGCAAAAUCUACCAAUGCUUGAAGCAUUAAUAUUUUAUGGUGCAGAUCUAUUAAUUUGUGAUUGUAAUGGACAAAAUGUUCAGGAUUAUGCCCGUAAUAUUGGAAAUGAUCAAUUGUUUCGAUUGGUUAAACGUUCCAUUUAUGAAUCGAUUGAAUCACGAUUAGAAUUUUCGCAUCCAAAUCUAGAUAAUCAUCAUCAUUAUAAUGAUGGUGAUAAUGGUUAUUAUUAUGCUGUACCAAGACCUGUUGCACGCGAUGAUGAGGAUGAUUAUGAUGAUGAUGUUAAUUGUUCUUUAGCUCCUCAUUCAUCAUCAUCAACAUUGGCUAUAUCAAGUAUUAGUGGUUAUCAAAGAUCUCCAUCCAUUGGUAGACAAAGUUCGACAAAUUUAUCAAUCACACCGAAUCAUUCAUCGAUCAUUGAUCGCUUUAAUUCUAAUGCAACAUUUACAUCGGAAGCAAAUUCUGAAACAUCAUUAUCAUUUCGUAGUUUUCAAAAUCUAUUGAAUCAAGCAUUCUAUCAUCAUCGUAAUCAUUCAUCACAACAAAUUAUGACCAAUAAUAGUGAUUCAAAUAUUAGUGAAAAUAAUCUAAAUCAAGAUGAAAAUCAUCGUGAAGAAUCAUCACUGAUGAUCAUCAAUGAUAAUAAAAGUCAAAAAUCCAAUAGUGCCAAUAAUAAUAAUUACGAAACCAUAACGGUAGUGAAAGAAAGUGAUGUUGAACUUGUUGAACAACGAUUCGAAUCUGUUUCUAGUCCUUUGAAGUUAGACAUAUCGAAUGAAUCAUCUGCAUCGACAGAAUCCACUGGAUCCAAUAUUGAUGAAUUCAUUAUGAAAAUGAACGAUACACAAUUACGUCAGGAAUUAAAUCGUUUUGGAUUCGAAAUUGUAGGUCCAUUAAAUUCUCAUACACGUCAUUGUUAUCAACGAAAAUUUCAUACAUUACGUAAAGAAAAUGAACAACAAGCACAACAGAAUCAGCAAAAACAGCCUCAACGACAAAAACAAACGGAACAAGACGGUGAAAUUCAGGCCAAAAUGGCUAAUUAUCAUAUCGAAUUUGACUUGAUUCGUUCUCGAAAAUUUCCAUUCAUUGAAGCACGUCGUUACGAAAUGCAAUUGAUAGAACAAUUUUCGAUAUCGACGAUGAAUAAUGAUGAUAGUCCAGAAUUUUCGACACUUCGAAAUGGAAAGAAAAAAUUCACAAUUAAAUCGGAUCAAACAUAUUUUGUUUAUUUAUUAUUAGAUCCUUCUAUUACGAAAAAUUUACCAGCACAAGUAAAUUUAUUACUUGAUGAUCAAACUCAAUCGAAUGAUAAUCCAAUGGAACAAUUUUGUACAAUGAUCAAUGAUUAUCGCUUGUUUUAUCGAUUUAUAUCAGCAAUAUUUUAUGUUGGUAAAGGUAAAAAUGAUCGUCCAUAUCAACAUUUUAUCGAUGCUCAUCGUGAACGUAAACAACCUACAAAAUUGGAUAUAAAACCAAAAAUCCAACGAAUCUGGACAAUAUGGGAUCGUGGCUUGGGUCCGAUUUCACUUAAUGAUUGUCAAGGUAUUAAAUCGGAUGAAGCACAUGCACGUGAAGCAUUGAUCAUCGAAACAAUUGGUUUAUUUAAUCUUACCAAUCAAAUUGCCGGCAGUUAUCGGCAACAAUUACAAUUAAAUCAACGACAAAAAAGUAUAUUAGGUACAUAUUUACUUUAUAAAUUUUUUAUAAUGUAUUUAUGUACCGGCGAAAGACAGAUUCGAAUUCCUUGAACUUUUUUUUUGUAUAGUGAUCUUUCUUUUUUUGAUCUCCAAUUACUUUUUUUCGUUCAUUAAAAAAAAUUUAU